CCCCCUGUCACCUAACAGCCCUAUAAAAGACAGCAGAAGUGGGCCUGCCGAUAAGAAGCUGGUCUCAAGACAAGCCAUGCAGUUUAAAGUCCUCGUCAAUGUGUUCUUGCUGCACCUCAUAAACAAUGCGUCUUCCACAGACGUACACGCCCCACCGAAUACAAAUGUGAGCCUCCCGUGCAACGUGACCCUAGAGUUGGACGAGCUGGACGAGGCUCUCCUUCAAGUCGGCUGGGUGAGCAACGGCUCAGACGUGGCCUCCUUCGAGAAUGCGACCUCGCAGAUAAAACACGGCUUCUUCUGGACCACGGGCCGUUUCCUCAAUGGAGACUUUUCCGUGACCGUCCUCGGCGUGGGCCUGAGCCUGCAGGGAGCGUACGAAUGCACGGUCCACUACAACUCCACAAUGCUGUACUCCAGCACGGUUACACUCAGCGUCAUCGCUCCCCCGUCUCUCUCAGUACCGCAACAAUGGGUUGUGUUGGAGACCGAGAGCAAGCUCGAAUGCCACGCAGAUGCCUUCUACCCUCCACCUGUGUCUUUUAGCUGGACCAGGGACGGUCAACUCAUUCAGUCUUCUUACCUGCUUGAGGGUGAAAAGAGUCCUGAUGGCUACUACACAGCUGCUGGCAACCUCACCUUCUAUCCAUCUCGAGGGGACCAGAAUGCCACUUUUGGCUGCAAAGUGACCCACAAUGGCACCACCCAGGAGCUGUACUUUCAACUCAACAUCACAUACCUCCCCACUGUCAGACUCUCGGCCAUCCCUUCGCCUUCCAGCAACAGUCCCGUCACCCUCUACUGCGACGUGGAAAGCUUCUACCCGGAGGAGAUGUCUGUAUACUGGCUGCAAAAUGGCACAGUCCUCCAAGAUCCGCCCGGCAACGAGCAGAACCCAGAUGGGACGUUUAGAAGCAGACGCUACUUUACGCUGAGCCCUGAGCAGAGGUGGAAAAGCGGCGAGGUGGAGUGUGCUGUCAACCAACCAGGAGUUAUGCAGCCGAUCCAGGCUUCAGGAUACCUAGAAGAACUGGAUCCCCAAGAUGAGCCACCAGUGCUCACGAAAUCCGCCAAAGCCUCUGUGGCCCUGAUGUGUAUCUCCUUGGUGCUUGUCUUCCUGCUGUGCUUCGGCUUUUCCUGGAGGAGAAGAGAUGAGAAGCAGAAAUCUCUGGCGGUGUCGGGAAUCAUCCUCCCUCCUCGCGUAGUCGUGGGUCAAAAGGGCAGGGUGAGUGUGAGUAUCGAAGGCAGGAGGGUGGACCGAGUCCAGACCGCUUGGUUCCUAAAUGAUACGCCCAUCUCUGACACCUCCCUCACAGGACCCUCCACAGCAAACUUUAACUGCCUCUAUAACCCGCUAACCAUCAUCCAUCUGCCCUACGGCCUAACUCUCACCUCCCCAGUGUCCGAGAAGGGCCCUCUGCUGCCCGCCAGAGGUGAGAUGGGCUACUACAAGCUGCACUCCCAGGGGCCCCUGUACUCCACGGGAAGUGGCGCGCAGCAGCAGAUUGUCGCCUCGCUCACCUUCAUCCCGCAGAUUUCCAUCCACAAGGGGGCGGUGUUUAAGUGUCAGGUGUCCUACGCUGGCAAAGACAAGAUUGUGAUGGAGAGAGUGUCGGAGAGGUUUACCGUGCUGUCUGCACCAGAAGUAUCCGAAAUUCAACUGGCAGAGACUCCAAAUGACUCCGACAUCAUCAGUCUGACGGUGCGGGCAUCCCAUUUCCACCCAGACGUCAUCACAUUUCGCUGGUUCUGCCAGGGGGGCGAGCUGAGCCCCGUGGCCUCCCAGGCCUCGUCCUCCCCUCGACCCAAUCCUGAGGGCUUUUUUUCCGCCUUCAGUCAGUGUAAACUACCUCGCAGUGAAUUAGAGCAGGGGGGCACCAGAGUGUGGGUCAGCGUCCAUCACAUCGCUCUCAAGCAGCCGGUCACCCGCGAGACCAGAGGCUUCAUCAAGCAGCCGCGCGUGUCCGACAUCAUCAGCGCCGCCUCCCUCUCGACGGACCAGACUUUGACCCUCGGGUGUGAGAUCACAGAUUUCUACCCUCCCGACGUGACGGUCACCUGGCUGAAGGUGAGAAAAGGCGAGCGAGACGACAGCGAGGACCAGGUUAUGGAGGGGGGAGAGCUGUGGGGCCCUAUGGAGAUUCAGCCCAGGCUCUACAGAACCACCGCCACUUUGAGGACCACAGCCCACCAGGAGAAAAAACAGCGGGGGGACAGGAUCAAAUGCAGAGUGGAGCACGCUUCCCUGCAUGAACCCAUUGAGAGAUUUUGGAAAAAUGUUGACAUUGUUGCUCCCACUAUCCCUUUGUCCAUUUCGGUGUGUUGGAGCAGCGAAGGCGUGGGCGUGUUCUCUCUCAUGUUGAAGGGGGGUCACCCCAAGGUCAAACUACAGUGGACAGCGGGCUCCGCUACCCUCUCGCCACUGGUGUCCAAUGAGACAGAAGAGAUCGGGGACGACGGGCUGAGGGAGCUCAAAAGUGUGUGUGCUCUCGAGAGGACCACACGACCACCCAGUCGGACUCCAAAACAAAGGAACAGGCACAGAAUAAAAACAAAAGCAGUGGUCACAGACCCGAACGCCGAAGAGAUAGCGUACAUCGACGAAAAAGAGGACGGAGAGAACAACAACAACAACGUGGAAAAAUACGAAGAAACAAAGUUGUCUGAUGUGGAUGAGGGAAGCGACGAGGAGGACGAGGAACGAGAGUGGGACUCCGGUGCGCUGCGCAUCAACAAGGUGGAUUUGAGGCAGGGCAGCAGGGAAAGCGAGAGGGCUCGCCUGCGGGUGUGUGUGGAGCUCACACACCCUGCACUCACACUUCCUGUUUACAGGAGCUGGACAGAGCCCAUUGAGGAAAUAUCUUCCAUGUGAACACCUGACAGCUACAAAAACUACUGUUAUUAUAUUCCAGUGAAAAUGUUUAGUAAAUAGAAAUGACUAUUAUAGCUCCGUUUUUAUUCGUCUGGUAGUUUAGAUCUUUAUUUAUUAUUGUUGUAUGCUUGUAUUUUUGUACAAAUAUAUUAUAUGAAUAAAAAACAUUUUUUAUGUGAAUUACUAUCAAAAUCAGCAUUUUAGAAUAAAAUCUGACUUCAUUCUGA
Messenger RNA from Nerophis lumbriciformis (worm pipefish), 3099 nucleotides. RefSeq lists its product as uncharacterized. Lineage: Eukaryota; Metazoa; Chordata; Actinopteri; Syngnathiformes; Syngnathidae. The record is from RefSeq and is a predicted model, not a curated record.